GGGCGGCCGGGCCAGUUAGAUUUGGCGGUUCGACUCCAACAUGGCCGAAGCUAGCAACGCCGAGGCGGGCGGCGAGUGUGCGGAAAGAGGGCCCGAGGGGCCGUCCCCGGAGUCGGUCCCCCCCGGCACUGCCGUCUCGAGGGUGAAGCUCCUCGACACCACGGUGGACACUUUCCUCCAGAAGUUGGUCGCCGCCGGGAGCUUUCAGAGAUUCACUGAGUGUUACCAGCGCUUCUACCAGUUGCAGCCCGAGAUGACACGGCGACUCUAUGACAAGUUUAUAACCCAGUUGCAGACAUCGGUCCGGGAGGAGGUGGCUGAGAUCAAAGCGGAGGGGAACCUGGAGGCCGUCCUGAGCAACUUGGACGCCAUCGUGGAGGAGGGGAAGGCCCGCGAGGAGCCGGCCUGGCGCCCCAGCGGGGCCCCGGAGAAGGACAUGCGCAGCGCCCUGGCGCCCUACCUCCUGCAGCAGCGGGACACCCUGCAGCGCCGGGUGCAGAGGCAGGAGGUGGAGAACAAGCAGCUGGCGGACGCCGUGCGGGCCGGACGCAGGCAGGUGGAGGCGCUGCAGAUGCAGAGCCGGGCCCGGUGGCAGGCCUGGCAGGCUGUGCACCGAGGACAGAAGGAGCUGGCGGCCGUGCUGCGGGGGCCUCAGUGAGCGGAGCCCGCCGGCCGGGGAGCAGGCGGCCGUCGAUGGGCCUGCGCGAGCCUGCCGGGAACAGCUGGAGUGUGACCCAUCCCCAAGCCGGGCAGCAUGGGGGGCCGCGGCCUGAGCGGUCCCCACUGUCACUGUGCCUUGGGGCUCCCUCGGGUCACAUGUACUACCUUUAGGUCACCCUGUUUUCUUCUGACUUGGCGUCCUGGCCAGCGCCCUACUGUCCUCUGGCUUGCCCCCCGCCCCCCGCGGUUCUGGAGCACCCCCCCUCCCCCGGACCUGGCUCGGGAACCUUUUUUUUUGUCUCCGCUGAUUGCCCCCUUGCCGGCCAACACAAAGGCCCCUGCCAUGUCCUCCCACAUCUGUAAAUAAACUUCCUGGCCACACUGUAA
Pteropus alecto (black flying fox) is the source of this 1047-nucleotide messenger RNA. It is a transcript of the gene PMF1, whose product is annotated as polyamine modulated factor 1. Bases 41 to 658 code for a protein of 205 amino acids. Gene Ontology annotation, biological process: chromosome segregation. The record is from RefSeq and is a predicted model, not a curated record. NCBI's taxonomy places the organism in Eukaryota, Metazoa, Chordata, Mammalia, Chiroptera, Pteropodidae. The transcript has 5 exons. Gene Ontology annotation, cellular component: MIS12/MIND type complex.